This is a messenger RNA of Sabethes cyaneus, 2318 nucleotides long. Its product is annotated as proliferation-associated protein 2G4. NCBI's taxonomy places the organism in Eukaryota, Metazoa, Arthropoda, Insecta, Diptera, Culicidae. The transcript is spliced from 6 exons. The record is from RefSeq and is a predicted model, not a curated record. Bases 232 to 1617 code for a protein of 461 amino acids.
CGUGUCCGUGUGUAGAUCGGGUCCGCGAAAAAUCUGCCGCGUCAAAGCGCACUUUCUUUGUUUUCUGCCACUGCAAAUUACUACUUUCUUUUCUCUUCAAACUUGCGGAAAGUAUCGCAGCACUUUAUAGUCAGUGUGGGAUAUUUUGCCAAACUACGGUCAACAAACACGGCUUGUGAAACCUUCAUCGUCGAUCGCUGAGGAGAGGUAUUUUCUUUGCGACUCAACAAAAUGGUCAACAACGACAAGCAGCAACCGCAGGAGGACGAGAAUACCAUUGCCGACAGCUCGGUUGUGCAAAAGUACAAAACAGCUGGAGCGAUCGUGAACAAGACCCUCCAAAACCUCAUUCAGUCUUGUAAAGUAGGAGCCUCGGCGAAAGCACUAUGCCAGAAGGGAGACAAUCUGCUGGAACAGGAAGCCAACAAGAAAUAUAAAAAUGAAGAUGAUAUGAAAAAGGGAAUCGCUUUUCCGACCUGUCUUUCGGUGAACAACUGUAUCUGCCAUUUUUCGCCCUCGAAGAAUGACCCAGAUUAUACCUUGAAGGCAGGUGAUGUGGUUAAAAUUGACCUUGGAGCGCAUAUUGACGGUUUCAUCGCAGUGGCGGCACACACCAUCGUAGUUGGGGCCAAUGCGGAAAACAAAUGCAAAGGUCGUGCCGCCGAUGUCGUGCUAGCAGCACACUAUGCCAGCCAAGCCGCUCUCCGGCUGCUGAAGGACGGUACGAGCAACUACGCCGUGACGGAAGCCGUGCAAAAGAUUGCCAACGAGUACAAAUGCAAACCGAUCGAGGGCAUGCUGAGCCAUCAACUCAAGCAGUUCAAGAUCGACGGUGAGAAGACUAUCAUCCAGAAUCCGACGAUUGCCCAGAAGAAGGAACACGAAAAAUGUCAGUUCGAGAAGUACGAAGUGUACGCAAUGGAUGUUCUGGUUAGCACUGGAGAGGGCCUGGGCAAAGAACUGGGUACUAAAGUUUCGAUCUACAAGAAAACCGAGGAGAAUUACUUGCUCAAACUGAAGGCAUCUCGUUCGUUUUACGCCGAGGUGAAGAAAAAGUAUGGUUCAAUGCCAUUCAACUUGCGUAAUUUCGAGGAGGAAGCCAAGGCGAAAAUGGGAGUAAAUGAGUGCGUAACCCACAAAUUGGUUGAGCCAUUCCAAGUAUUAUAUGAAAAACAUAAUGAAAUUGUCGCCCAGUUCAAGAAUACCGUACUGAUUCUGCCGAAUGGUCUGCAAAUCGUCACCAGCAAUCCGUUCGAUUUGACCAGUUUCGAAAGCGAACACAGCGUACAGGACGAGGCGAUGAAGAAGCUGCUGGAAAGUGAGUUGGUACUGGCCGACGCUAAGCGGUCUGCAGUAGCCAAUCUGGUCAAAGCGGCUUCUGGCAGUGCUGCUGGUAGUACUGGACCGGCAGCCAGUACCAGCACCCCUCCGGCCGAUGGCACUCAGCAAGCCGGCAGUGGAGCUGCUAAGGAUAAAAAGAAAAAGAAGAAGAAGAAGGCUGCUGCUGCUGCAGCAGCAGCUAACGCAGAAGCUGGAGCCGGGGAUGUGGCCGCUAACGUCAGCUCGAAAAAGACGACGGAAGCCAAUAAAGAGAACGCCGGAGCCGCAAAGCCAUAGUAAUACCACACAGCUGAGUAUCCCUUCCGAUCCCACUUUCCUAUUUCCGAUGCCUCCUAACGUUCGUUUGUGUAGGGCGUUCUUAAUUGUGUUCUGGCCGAAGUCCUACACCCACCCUUCGCUGUGUCCACUAAGCUUUUCUCUAAGCUCACUCAGUGUUGGAGCAUUCUAAUUCGCAAAUUCUACUUAUAUCCUGGCGGCUUAGAAUAUAGUCUUGGAUUCUCUUCCUGUGACUGACUUGCGUAGUGCUCGUUUGUGCGAGUAAAUGCUGUGAAAGCUUUCUCAGCAACAAAAUAAGGAAGAUGUUACAUUCUUUAGAAUAAGCCUAAUUCGAUGGUUCUUCGUGCGCAGCCGAUUGAUUAGUGGCUGUCGCUCACCGGAAGCGUUAGCAGUAGUCGUGUUGAAAUUUGUGUUUUGUUCCAUAAGCUACAAGAAAGAAAAAAAAACAUUUAAGCAUUGAGAGUGGAUGGUAGUUGAAAAAGUUUUGUUUGAAAAUCCCAGUAAUUGAAAUCCACGUACUAGUAGCGUUCAUACUUUAGUCAAGAGAAAGUAUUUAGGUGACAGCUUGUGAACCAACAAGCUGCAUUACAACAAACAUGGUAAAGCCGCGUCAUUCAUAUUGUAUAAAAGAGUCAUAACCGAUUUGGAGUCGUUUCAAAGAAUGUAAUUUCGUUUUUUCCGAAAUAAAUGACAAAACCAGU